Molecule: messenger RNA, 2121 nt
Organism: Rhopalosiphum padi (bird cherry-oat aphid)
Lineage: Eukaryota; Metazoa; Arthropoda; Insecta; Hemiptera; Aphididae
Product: targeting protein for Xklp2-like
Exons: 9
Coding region: 386-1720 (444 amino acids)
Source: RefSeq, a predicted model, not a curated record
AAUUGAUAAACUGACGGAUUUCCAUUGGAGUGUCGUACCUUGUACACCGUCUUAUUCUUGUCUCGUACGCUAAAGAAGUUUUAAGUAAAACUACAAUUGUAAAAGUAAAACACUUGUUACUUGUAAGUUAGCGUUUAAACGUUGCUUACUGCGUUUUGAACAUUUGUUGUUGUGUAAAUGUGUCUGGUGUAUCUCACGUUAUCGUUUCGUUUAACCGUAACAUCACUGUCCACUUUUCUCAAUAUUAUAUUGUUUUAACGUGCACUUGGAUAUUCUGUGUUUUUUAUUAUUUUUUUUAAAUUUGCACAAUUUAUUCAUCGUCACUGUAGGCAAAUAGUCUGCAGACGUUUCUGUACGUAAGUAUUCGAUAUAAUCAUUUAGAACCAUGAACAAAGACGAUGACUUGUUUGAAUUCGACGCUCCCAAGACAUUCGUCAAUCUGUACGAGAUUGCAAAUGCCAAAGACGACGGUGCCGACAGAUUUUUUGAUAUGGUCGAAAAAUUGGAAAGUGCUAAAUCUGAACCAAAUUUGGGAAUUAUAAAAAUACCAACUGUGAAUGGCAAUGAUGUUCUAGAGGAGAAUAAGGAAAAUUUUUCACCUGAUGAUCAGUUUGAUGAUCAAAAUAUUAAUUCAUUGGCCCAUCAAUUAAUUCGUUCUGCAAAGAAAACAAGAACAUCAAAAUUACAUAACAGACAUUCAAUUACUGUGGAAGGAAUUGAAGUAGAGUUACCGCGGAUCAAACAUCAUGCUAUGAUUACUAGAUUAGAUGAACUAGAAAGCACACCUAAAUUAGAUUUGCGUACUCGUUCCGUUGUUAAAUCCGAGUACAAAUAUGAACACAUUAAAUCAGGUUCGCAAGAAAAUCUUAUAUUAGAUAAAAGUUCAAAAAAAUUCAUGAGUAUUGCUGAAAAAGUCAGGAAUUACUUCAACAACACACCGCCUAGGUUUCAUUCUAAACCCACUGUCUCAGCUGGUUCAAAGGUUUUUAAAUCUAGAAGUCUUUUUCCUGGUGCUUUUGAGCCAAGUAUAAGCUCAAAUAAUACUACUAAUAUUAUUGAAAAUAAACCAACAAAAAGCAGUAAUGAAAACAAACAGAAUUUUAAUAACCUAAAUAUAAAUAUUCCUACGAGCAGUAUCAAAGUGCCUAAUAAAACUCAAAAAAUAAAAGUUCUCAACUCCCAAGGUGGAGUUCAAGUGGUUGAAAAUAAAGAACUUGGACAUGGUGGUAUAAAAGUUCUAGAAAAACAAUUACACACUGUUCCAAAACCAUUUAGCUUUGAAUCUCGUAAAUCGUGUGCUACCAAACCUCAAGUUGUGAAAAGUACAGAGCAACCAUGGUCGUUUAAAGCACGACCAGCUACAGUUUUAAAAAAAAAACCAUUUGUUCCUAAACACGAAAAAAAAUAUACUGAACCAAAAAAUAUACGUUUAAAUACUGAAAGACGUGCUCAAGAAUGGAUGGUUUUUGAACUUGAAAUAAAAGAGAAGUUUUCUCAAUAUGAAGAAAAUACAAGAAUGAGACAAGAAGAAAUGAAAAAAAAAGAAAUGGAUUUGAUUAAAAAUAUGCGUCAACAAACUAUUCAUAAACCAGAACCAAUUAAAAAAUAUAAGCCCGUCUUAAUAAGAAAAUCUGGAAGACCAAUUACUGUACCACACAGCCCAAGGUUUUCAAUUCGUCCAAAUAGGAAUUGUUUAAACUCCAUAUCUGAACAAGUCUAAAUACUGAAAAAUCUAAUUACCUGAAUACCAACAUUUAUUUUUAUAGUGUUCAUUUUUUUUCAUUUUAAAUUCUUAAAUCUUUUUAUUUAAUAGUGAAAAAUAGUAAGACAAAUGUAUUGUAAAUAUCAAAUGUAUUGAAUAUAUUGACUUGGGAAUAGCAAAAUUAUUAAGUUUGAGGGAAAACAUUUUGCUUUAAAUAGUAUAAACGUGAAACAAAUAAGGAAUAUUGUUAAGUAAAAUUUGUCUUCUUUGUUAUACCAAAUUGUAUACCUAAAUUUUCUAUUUUUUUUUCUAUUUAUGUAGUUUGAUGAUGUAUGACAUAAUUAUCUCUUUUAAUAAAGUAGCACUUAUUUUGUACUAUAUUUUUAUAAUAUUAUAAUAAAUUUUAUUACUAUACAUUA